AUGAAACUAUCCACUGGUAUUAGUCAAAAUAUAUCUUCAAGUAUUAUAAAAUUAAACUGGAUUUUAGUUCUUGCAACUAUUUUCUUUGUUUGUUGUUCGUGUAUUAAUUCAAAAGCAAUUGAUAUUGAUCAAUUUAAUGAACAUCAAUUUGUUGAUAGUUACUAUCCAGCUAUCUUAUUUUCUGAUGAUAUUGUUGAACGAGCAGCACCACGUCUUGGCCGUGCUUCACCUCGACUUGGUCGUGCAUCACCUCGACUUGGUCGACGUUCUUCAGGUUAUGUCGUUUCACGUUUAAAUCAUGCUGGUCGAUAUUAUGUUGGAGAUGAUGAUGCAACAAAUGAUUAUCCAAUUGAACUCGAAGCACGAGCUGCACCACGAUUGGGCCGUUCUAUUUAA
Adineta steineri is the source of this 396-nucleotide messenger RNA. Lineage: Eukaryota; Metazoa; Rotifera; Eurotatoria; Adinetida; Adinetidae. The record is from the annotation of a GenBank genome assembly.